This is a messenger RNA of Suillus plorans, 1625 nucleotides long. RefSeq names its product GH3 auxin-responsive promoter. Gene Ontology annotation, cellular component: cytoplasm. The transcript has 7 exons. The record is from RefSeq and is a predicted model, not a curated record. Gene Ontology annotation, molecular function: acid-amino acid ligase activity. Lineage: Eukaryota; Fungi; Basidiomycota; Agaricomycetes; Boletales; Suillaceae. The annotation marks the transcript as partial.
UUUUUUGCGACCCAAUGCAAGGAGUCUGACGUAACAGACCUGUUCGCUCCAGGACUGCCCUACUGCUUAGCCAUGUCCAGCAUGACAUCUGGCAAAUCAUUAAAGAUGUUUCCAACAUACUGGCCCGCUCCGCACUUGUUGCACCACCCUCUAUAUCUGUCGCUUCCUCCUUCAGAGGGUAGUACCUUAUCACCAUCUUCUUUGAGUUUCGGGCAAGUCCUGAAAUUGUAUAGUGAGGACGGUCAGAGCUCCAAGACGUUGCCGGUCUGCUCUUUAACCGUCGGUUUUCUCCGAAUGCAAAAGAAUUGGGACAUCGAGCAUGAUAUGGACAGACUCAACUUGUGGGUUCCGGGGAAAACAGAUCCAUACGCGAUUUCCUUGGUGAAGGGCUUUCGUGCUUUCUUCCUUUUGAACGCGCUAUUUGCACUCGCUGAUCGUCGGGUGGCAACCAUCCGCUUCCUCUUCGCCAAUGUAUUCGUCAAUCUAUUGCAAUACAUAGAGGAGGAGUGGACUCUACUUAUCGACUGCAUCGAGAAAGGGAUCAUUCCAGACAUAGAAAAAUUAGACCACUUGCGAGAACCUUUGGAGAAACAUUUUACUCCAAACCCUAUUCGUGCUGCCGAACUUCGCGAAAUUGGACCUCCUGGAAUCCAGGGAUGGGCCGUCCGUGUGUGGCCUGACUUGAAAAAGUUCAUCGGGAUCACUGGAGGCUCCGCUGCUGCAUCCGUUCCAAAGGUUACUCAUAUUCUUGGACCUUCUGUCACGAUGCAGGCUCCUUGUUAUGGCAGUUCAGAAUGUUUUAUCGCCGUACCAUAUUUCAACGGCAACCCUAAUACCGACUUCAAGAUGGUGCCCGUAGAUGGGGUCACCGAGUAUCUGGAUGUGCGUUCCAACGAGCCUUCUGAGCAUGUAUUGUCCGCUUGGGAGCUUGAGACUGGAGGGCAUUAUGAGCCCGUCUUGACGACCCGCAAUGGCAUGUGGAGAUACCGCAUUGGCGAUGUCGUCGUCGUUAAAGGCUUUGCGCCAGACGACGGAUUACCUGUCAUCAAUUACCUUCAUAGGCGAGAUGGCUCACUUAAUCUGGCGUAUGGAUCAACAUGUACAGAGUCGCAACUGACGGACGCGAUCGUAUCUGCAUCUGAACGAUGGAUCGGCCAGAUCAUAGAUUUCACUGUUGUAGCUGACGACCGAAUCGCUCCAGUUACUUAUGGGUACUUGGUAGAGAUUGAAGGGGAAAUAGGAAAGGACGCGAAACAGGCGGUACAGCAUACUUUUGAAGACCUCGCGAAAAACAAUGUGUAUCAUCUUGCGUUUUUGCAAGCGAGAGGAAGAAAGCCAACUAUCCGUCUCGUGGAGAGAGGCACGUUCACAGAAUAUCGCAGGCAGAAAUGCGACAAGACGAAUAUCUCGAUGGGCCAAGUGAAGGUUCCCAUCGUCCUAUCCAACGAGACGUUUAAGGAAUGGUUCCUGCAGAGAGUCAUCGUGGAGCUGUAAGAUGCUACACAAGAGUCUGGGUUCGAAUUUUAAGACGAAUGGGUUUGUUAAGAUUACCGCUUUUGAAUAUGUUUUAGUCUUGGAAAUUGUUGUCGAGAUGUCGGGGGUCUCUUGUACUGAUAAGCAUGUGU